Molecule: messenger RNA, 2319 nt
Organism: Abrus precatorius (Indian licorice)
Lineage: Eukaryota; Viridiplantae; Streptophyta; Magnoliopsida; Fabales; Fabaceae
Product: FT-interacting protein 7-like
Exons: 1
Coding region: 1-2319 (772 amino acids)
Source: RefSeq, a predicted model, not a curated record
AUGGCAAAUCAAAGGUGUAACGAUUCUGCACCAAAAGAGACUUCUCUUAACAUGGGUAUUGGAUUAGGCAAAGGAGGUGGCAAUCUCACAAGAAAAUUGGAUCUUGUUGAACAAAUGGAGUUCUUGUUUGUGAAAGUUGUGAGGACCAGAGACUUGCCAAAUACCCGUCAUGAAAUUUAUGUGGAAAUUAAAAUUGGAAACUUGAAAGCAACAACUUGUUUCUUUGAGAACAAGGCAACACCAUCAUCAUCCCAUGCAUUGAACCAAGUGUUUGCUUUUGAGAAGGACAAAAUCCAUGACACAUACUUGGAGGUUUUGGUGAAGAGCAAGAUGGUAGCUUUGAACAUGCCUAAUGCAUUUUUUGGUCGUGUUCAGUUCAGUCUCCGUGAUGUUCCAACGAGGGUCGCACCUGAGUAUUCACUGGCACCCCAAUGGUACAAGCUAGAGGAUCAAAAUGGGAAACAACAUGUUAGAGGAGACAUCAUGUUGUCUUUAUGGAUGGGGACUCAAGUAGAUGAAGAUUUUCCUAAUGCUUGGUGUUCUGAUGCCACAAGCAUGAGUGGUGAUGCUGUUGGUUACACUCGUUCUAAAGUGUAUAUGUCACCUACACUUUGGUACCUUAGAGUCAAUGUGAUUCAAGCACAGGACUUGUUGUUUAGAUUCCCUCCUGAGAGUUCAGAUGUUUUUGUCCAAGUUGAUUUGGGGAACCUACGUUUAAGAACCAGUUUUUCCAAGAGUUUAAACCCAUUAUGGAAUGAGGAUUUGAUGUUUGUCGCACAAGAACCAUUCAGUGACACCCUUGUCCUAAGUGUUGAGCAAGGAACCUUGGCUCAGCAUGUAAGCUUGGGAAGGUGUAUUCUUCGUUUGAAAGAUGUGGAUGAGAGAGUAGAUGGUCAGGAUGCUGAUAGCAGAUGGUAUAACCUUAAUUGGCAUGGAACCAAUGAGACUGAAAGGGAGGUGAAGUUUGCUAGUAAGCUCAACGCAAGGAUCUCUUUGGAUGGUGGGUACCAUGUGAUGGAUGAGCCUAGUGAAUAUUGUAGUGACUUCAGGCCUUCAUCAAGGAAACUUUGGAAUUCUAGCAUUGGUGUUUUGGAGGUGGGAAUUCUGAAGGCAACUGAUUUGGUGCCAAUGAAAUGGGGGACUAGAACUGAUGCCUAUUGUGUUGCUAAAUAUGGACCCAAAUGGGUGCGCACAAGGACUGUUUUUGAUAGCCUCUCACCAAAGUGGAAUGACCAAUAUGUUUGGGAAGUGUUUGAGCCAUUCACUGUCAUCACUAUUGCAGUGUUUGACAACAAUCAGUUGAACGCUAAUAGAAGAGGUGGUCGAGCAAGUGAUGCUAUAAUGGGAAAGAUAAGGAUUCGGGUGUCCACAUUGGACCGUGGCAAAGUCUAUACACAUUCGUAUCCACUUGUAGGUUUGCAACAUUCUGGGGUGAAGAAGAUGGGAGAAGUUCAUUUGGCAUUGAGAUUUUCUUGGUCAUGUAUGUCUUCACUUAGUAUGUUUCAAUCCUAUAUUUCACCUUUGUUUCCUAUACAUCACCAUGUUUUACUCUUGUCUCCUGCAAAGCUUGAUAAUUUAAGAAAUCAAGCUGCUCAUAUUAUAGCAAAUAGGUUGAGUAGGGCAGAACCACCCUUAAAGAAAGAGGUUGUGUAUUAUAUGCUAGAUUCGAGAUCAGACAUGUGGAGCAGGAGAAAAGCAAUAGCAAAUUUCAAUAGGGUCAUGAGUCUUAUUGGUGACUUUAUUGCCUUUUGGAAAUUGUUAGAGCGCAUAAGAGUUUGGAAGGACCCAAUUGCCUCAUUGCUUUUCAACCUUAUGUGCUUUCUUAUACUCUUCUAUCCACAACCCAUGAUGCCCUUUGUGAUUUUCUAUCUUUUUUGGGUUGGGUUGAAGCAUUAUUUCAAGAGGCCUAAGCAUACUUGUCAAAUAGAUGCAACAUUGUCUGGUGCAAAUUUAGCAACUCCUGAAGAUUUAGCUGAAGAACUUGAUGUGUUUCCAACCCAACUUGGAGGUGAACCUUUAAGGAGGAGUUAUGAUAGAUUGAGAAUCAUAGCUAGGAAUACACAAAGAGUGGCUAAUGACUUGGCCACCUUAGGAGAGAGGGUGCAAGCUCUUAGCAAUUGGAGGGAUCCAAGAGCUACAACAAUAUUUUUACUAUUUUGUGUUGUUGGUUUUCUUGUGACAGUUAUUGUUCCUGUCCGUGUUGUCAUCUUCAUUUGGAUCACAUACUAUCUAAGGCAUCCUAGAUUCAGGGGCAUUUUGCCUUCUGUUCCUCAGAACUUCCUCAAGAGAAUGCCCACCAAACAAGCUUUUAUACUGUGA